AUACAACAGAGGUCAAGAUAUUCAUAAUGUAACUUUAUUGUGUAUGUAUAUUUUUAAAAAUCUUUUGCUGUUUAUAAAUUUAUAUGUUUAUAGAAUGUACCCCUUCUGCAAAUAUUUUUAAUAGUAUGUUUACAAAAUUGACUAUGUACUUUUACUUAAGGUAUCUUGCAAUUAAGCUGUUGAAUAAUCAUUAAAUGUUAAUCAAUUUUUGCCGGUGCUGCAGCCAGAAUAUUUAAACGCUCAGAAGAUGACUUCAUUAACAACCAAUGCACCUUCUUCUGCUGAUGCAUGUCUCAGUAUUGUUCAUAGUUUAAUGUGCCAUAGACAAGGUGGUGAAAGUGAAGGAUUUGCCAAAAGAGCUAUAGAAUCUCUAGUUAAAAAACUCAAAGAAAAGAGGGACGAACUAGAUUCGCUAAUUACAGCAAUAACUACCAGUGGAGCACAUCCAAGCAAAUGUGUUACUAUUCAAAGAACUUUAGAUGGUAGACUACAGGUUGCUGGAAGAAAAGGUUUUCCUCAUGUGAUAUAUGCUCGAAUAUGGAGAUGGCCUGACCUGCAUAAAAAUGAGCUCAAACAUGUGAAAUACUGUCAGUUUGCAUUUGAUUUAAAAUGUGACUCUGUUUGUGUCAACCCCUAUCAUUAUGAAAGGGUUGUGUCUCCAGGAAUUGAUUUAUCGGGAUUAACGCUACAAGCUGGAGGCACAAGAUUGAAAGAUGAGUACACUGCAGGUCCUGUUCCUGGAAAUAGUAUGGAAGUGGAUGGAGAAAUUGCAAUGGGAGUGUCUCAGACAAUUCAGCACCACCCACCUCAACAAGACUAUAAUUUAAGUGAUCUCCAAUCCCCUUCAGCUGGUGAUCAAGGACUAUAUAGUUCAACAAAUAGGGCAGUACCUACACUACCAAAUUUUGAAGUGGGCUCAGACACAUGUUCCAGAUCUAAAUGGGUACCACACAUGUAUAUGCAUCGUUCCAAUCAAAGUUCCGCCCAACCAAAUUCUAUCAGUAAUCAAUCUUCAACAACCCCAAAUGAAACAAUCCAUGCCACAACAAGUCAUAGCAACCAGAGUCGGUUUUACAAUACUUCACAAACCUCAGCAAAUAAUGACAGAUCAAUUCAAGGGGGUAAUUCUCCAGUUUCAGCACAUGUGCAGCAAAAUGUCUUCAAUGUUAAUGGCAAUGUAGCUCCAAACGCAAAUGGGUUAACUGCAGAUACUAGUCAACCAGUCACCACCAUCUCUCAAGGGUUUACGGGUGCUGGUGGUACAUGGACCGGUUCCAAUACUCUUACUUACACUCAAUCCAUGCAACCUCCAGAUACAAGAAAUCAACAUAAUUAUUGGAAUCACAAUUCGCCAAGUCAAAUGGGGUCUGAUGUCACCAUCUCUGGUUUGCUAUCUGCACAACCUGCUCCAGAAUAUUGGUGUUCAGUGGCCUACUUUGAAUUAGACACCCAAGUUGGGGAAACAUUCAAAGUUCCAUCAAAUUGCCCCAGCGUCACGAUUGAUGGUUAUGUUGAUCCAUCAGGCGGAAACCGAUUUUGUCUUGGAGCUCUUAGUAAUGUGCAUAGAACUGAUCAAAGUGAGAGGGCUAGGUUGCAUAUUGGCAAAGGAGUUCAGUUGGAUUUGCGAGGCGAAGGCGAUGUUUGGUUGCGAUGUUUGAGUGAUCAUUCAGUUUUUGUCCAAAGCUAUUAUUUAGAUAGAGAAGCGGGGCGCCAACCAGGGGAUGCUGUUCACAAAAUUUACCCUCAGGCCUACAUUAAAGUAUUUGAUCUUCGGCAGUGCCAUCAUCAAAUGACGACGCAGGCUGCAACUGCCCAAGCUGCUGCAGCAGCUCAAGCGGCUGCUGUUGCAGGUCAUAUUCCAGGACCGCAUUCUGUAGGUGGAAUAGCUCCAGCUAUUAGUUUGUCUGCGGCAACGGGCAUUGGGGUUGAUGAUUUGAGGAGAUUGUGCAUAUUACGCUUGAGUUUUGUGAAAGGUUGGGGUCCCGACUAUCCACGACAAUCUAUUAAGGAAACUCCGUGUUGGAUUGAAGUACAUCUGCAUCGAGCUUUGCAGUUACUAGAUGAAGUUUUGCAUACAAUGCCAAUUGAUGGUCCAAGAGGUAUCGAGUAAUGAAAAGUUUUUUUUUUAAGUAAGCAACAAAAAGCAGAGAUAAACAGACACAAUGAAGCAUUAAAUGGUUCAAUGUGUGAACUUGCGGUUUGCCAUAAUCUGAUGCUAUACCAAAACUUUAAUAUCAAUUAAUAAUAGACAAUUUGGAGCCAAAUUGUUGUGCCAUAACAUAUUUUUUAAAUUGAAUGAAAGAAAAGGUGCAAGUAGGAUACUUAAUUUAGGCUGUGAUUUAUGAAAUUAAUGUAGAUGUAGAAAGUUUUUUUUAUUUGACUGCAACAUAUAAAUUAAUUCAAGUUUGUUUUGACUUGAAAAAGCUUUUAUUCAUUUAAAAUAUUUAUUUUAGUAUCCCAGAUGCUCUUUAUUAUAUUAAUGCUCAUAUAACACUUAAUUAAGGUAUCAUGUGUAUAUUACUGGUUUAUGUAGCAGAAAUUGUUGGUAUAAGUAGGAACUUGACUGAAGCUUUUGUUGAUCUCUUUUAACACCAAACUGGUUCAAGUAUAUAAAUAAGACUGCCGUGCUUUAUGUUUAGUUACUAUGUAAUUUUAAACAGUGAUCAACACAACUGUGCAUUGGAUAGUUUCCUUAAAUAGGCAGAAAAUGAGCCUUAUCUUAAGAUCUUAAGAUAUAGGCAGUGCAUUGCAGUAGGGUUGUAUAAUUGACUGGUCAAUUGACCACACAGUUAAAAAUACCGUGAAAUUGAGAAUCGCUGAGUAUCAUAUUCGGAUAUUUCUUGAAGAGGGUUAUAGGUAAAUACAACAUCACAAACGCACUCUACAAUAGCAAGAUGUUAUUUAAACUAUUUUUUAAAUAGUCAAUUAAGAAGUGGUCAAUUGACGAUUAAUUGAUCAGUCCCAACACAACAAAUACCUAAUCAAUAAAAACACAUGCAAUUCAGAUUAUUUUAAGAAUUUCAAAUAAUUUACUUAAUCCGAUUAGGCUUGCGUAGACAACGGGGAAAAUUACUAAGGAAGUUUUGAUUUUAAAGAACAUAAUGAAUUCAAUUAAUGUCAGAGAGAACUUUUGCAGCGCGUGCUUUGGGCCUUGCCGUUAAAAACUAAAGUCCCAAAAUAAUAUAUAAGUGAAUACUAGUCAUUAAUAAUCCUAUUAUAGUAAUUGCCAAAUAAAAAAUACUGAUUGUGACAUCAGUGAUCUAA
This is a messenger RNA of Cylas formicarius (sweet potato weevil), 3264 nucleotides long. RefSeq names its product mothers against decapentaplegic homolog 4 (gene Med). The coding region runs from base 248 to 2110 and encodes 620 amino acids. Gene Ontology annotation, molecular function: RNA polymerase II cis-regulatory region sequence-specific DNA binding; I-SMAD binding; DNA-binding transcription factor activity, RNA polymerase II-specific. The transcript is spliced from 9 exons. The record is from RefSeq and is a predicted model, not a curated record. Gene Ontology annotation, cellular component: heteromeric SMAD protein complex. Gene Ontology annotation, biological process: regulation of transcription by RNA polymerase II; SMAD protein signal transduction; cell differentiation. NCBI's taxonomy places the organism in Eukaryota, Metazoa, Arthropoda, Insecta, Coleoptera, Brentidae.